Fusarium falciforme is the source of this 1728-nucleotide messenger RNA. RefSeq names its product Catalase. The transcript has a single exon. Gene Ontology annotation, molecular function: heme binding; catalase activity. Gene Ontology annotation, biological process: hydrogen peroxide catabolic process; response to hydrogen peroxide. Lineage: Eukaryota; Fungi; Ascomycota; Sordariomycetes; Hypocreales; Nectriaceae. Gene Ontology annotation, cellular component: mitochondrion; cytoplasm; peroxisome. The record is from RefSeq and is a predicted model, not a curated record. The coding region runs from base 1 to 1728 and encodes 575 amino acids.
AUGGCGCCAGCAGCAACAGACAUGUCCUUCGCCGCCCACGCGGCAAACCAGUUCUCGUCCUACGAAAAGGACCGCCAGAUGUCCUCCACCGAGGCCAUCUACACCACCAGCAACGGUGUCCCCAUGCCCCAUCCCUACGAGUCCCAGCGCUGCGGGGAGAACGGGCCACUCCUGCUCCAGGACUUUCACCUCAUCGACCUCCUCUCGCACUUUGACCGCGAGCGCAUUCCCGAGCGCGUCGUCCACGCCAAGGGAAGCGGUGCUCACGGCUUCUUUGAGUGUACGGAUCCUAUCCCCGAUCUGUGCCUUGCGGAUCUGUUCUCGGAGAAGGGAAAGAAGUGUCCCGUCACGGCGCGCUUCUCCACGGUCGGCGGCGAAUCGGGCUCUCAUGAUCUAGCAAGAGAUCCCCGUGGAUUCUCGGUCAAGUUCAGAACCGAUGAGGGUAACUGGGAUGCCGUCUUCAACAACACGCCCGUCUUCUUCCUGCGCGACCCAGCCAAGUUCCCUCACUUUAUCCACACGCAGAAGCGCGAUGUGUCAACCCACCUGACACACGCCGACGACUCCUUCAUGUUCUGGGACUACCUCUCCCAGAACCCCGAGUCGAUUCACCAAGUCAUGAUCCUCAUGGGCGACCGCGGCAUCCCGGACGGCUACCGCUUUAUGCACGGCUACUCUGGCCACACUCUCAAGCUCGUCAACAAGGAUGGUGACUGGGUCUACUUCCAGAUCCACAUGAAGUCGAUGCAGGGCGUCAAGUUUAUUACUCAGGAAGAAUCGACAAAGUACUCUCCCGACUACUCCCAGAAGGACCUCUACGAAGCCAUCCAGCGAGGCGACUACCCCAAGUGGUCCGUCGAGAUUCAGACCAUGACCCCCAAGGAGGCCGAGGAGCUAUGGGAGAAGCAAAAGAUCAACGUCUUUGAUCUCACCCACGUCUGGCCGCAGAAGCAGUUCCCUCGUCGCAAGGUUGGCGAGUUCACACUCAACGAGAAUGCCGUCAACUACUUUGCCGAGAUUGAGCAGGUCGCCUUUAACCCUUCGCACAUGCCUCCAGGUAUCGAGCCGUCUGCGGACCCCGUCCUACAGUCUCGUCUCUUUUCCUAUCCUGAUACACACCGUCACCGCAUUGGUGUCAACUAUCAGCAGCUGCCGGUCAACGCCCCUCGAACCACCUUCAAGCAGGGCAACUUCCAGCGCGACGGUCAAAUGGCCUUCUUCAACCAAGGCGCCCGCCCCAACUACCUCUCCUCGAUCGACCCCAUCCAGUUCCGCCAACGAACCGUGGACAUGGACAAGACACACGGCCACUUCACCGGCGAAGCCAUCACCUUCCUGAGCGAGAUCCGCCCAGAAGACUUCAACGCGCCACGCGCCCUGUGGCAGCGUGUGUUUGACGAGCCCGCCAGGGAGCGUUUCAUCAGCAACGUGACGGGUAAGAUGGCCCUUUGUAAGCAGCAGGAGCCUCUCAAGAGGCAGAUCGCCAUCUUCCGUGAGGUCGACCCUGAUAUUGCGGAGCGGCUGGAGAAGUCGACGGGUAUCAAGGGAUACGACAGCAUUGCCAAUAUGCGCUUCAACGGAACGCACAACGGUAUGGCCAAGGACGACAAGAACAGACUCGCAAAUAGCAUCAUCUCUAACAAGGGCCGGAGCGUUUGUGAUAACAACGGAGGUCCAAAGAAGGGUAUGCACAAGGGCAUGGCCAACAACGGUGUCAACGGUAAGUAA